CGACCCCAAACGCACUACUACCUCACCCCUCGAGUCGAGCACUCCCACAUCCUUCCGAGACAAAGAUGUUCCCCGCUCUUGCCCAAUCCUCCCGUGUCGCCGCUCGCCAGGCGCCCGUUACCAUCAAGCGAGGCUUCGCUGCCGCGGCCAAACACGGUCAUAAUGCCAUGCCCGCUCCGCCCGCUGAGGUCUAUCCCCUCCUUGCCGUCGUCGCUGUCGGCAGCGGCUUCGGGAUCUAUUCCGGUGUCAAGGCGUGGGUUAAGGAGGAAGACAGUUUCACUCAUCAUAGGAGCACGGGAAACGAGCAUAUGAAGUAUUGAAGGCUUCUGGACGACUUGCUUGGGGGGAACUGCGACUGAAGUUCGGGAUGGAGGAUAGAGUAUACCACCCCCUUGCUUGGAGGAACGGACUGUACGAUCAUAAUGCUGCCUAGCGGUCUUGAUUCUUGUUCUAUUUCCUUUUGUUUUGUAUGUAUGUAUGGAUAGAAGCUCUUUGAAUUGAUCGAUCAA
Dacryopinax primogenitus is the source of this 509-nucleotide messenger RNA. RefSeq lists its product as uncharacterized. Bases 66 to 320 code for a protein of 84 amino acids. The transcript is spliced from 2 exons. Lineage: Eukaryota; Fungi; Basidiomycota; Dacrymycetes; Dacrymycetales; Dacrymycetaceae. The record is from RefSeq and is a predicted model, not a curated record.